This is a messenger RNA of Thyridium curvatum, 288 nucleotides long. RefSeq lists its product as uncharacterized. The transcript is spliced from 2 exons. NCBI's taxonomy places the organism in Eukaryota, Fungi, Ascomycota, Sordariomycetes, Thyridiales, Thyridiaceae. The record is from RefSeq and is a predicted model, not a curated record. Bases 1 to 288 code for a protein of 95 amino acids.
AUGGAUGUGCGUGUCCGCAACUAUACAGAGGAGAAACACUGCACGUUCCUGUUCGGACCGCUCGAUUUCAGAAACGGUGUUCUCUACGACCAUGAUGGACGGAUUUACCCGUUCAACGGAUUCCCUCCGCGGCCAAUCCGGCAGCGUCUUCACGCACCUCUAGCUCUGCCCCAGGUUGAGGAGAUUAUCGAGACUGACGAAUCCGAGGAGGACGGACAAAUCGCACCUCCCGAACCGCAGGGACCCGUUGUCCCCGUCAGACUCCAGACGCUUUGGUGCACUGGGUGA